Messenger RNA from Exophiala oligosperma, 588 nucleotides. RefSeq lists its product as uncharacterized. NCBI's taxonomy places the organism in Eukaryota, Fungi, Ascomycota, Eurotiomycetes, Chaetothyriales, Herpotrichiellaceae. Bases 1 to 588 code for a protein of 195 amino acids. The record is from RefSeq and is a predicted model, not a curated record. The transcript is spliced from 3 exons.
AUGGGGAUAGACGUUUCAAUCGAUGGCGAAGGAAAAUGGGUCGAUGUCCCCAAGAAUCAUGUCAAGUUUGUUGAUGAUAUAGACGACAUCAUCAUUUGUAAGCAGUUGGCCAUGGACUUGCUACAAUACCCUGAGCAGUACAAUGAGAGGACCGAACUUCUCGAGCCGCCACGUAAAGUCAUUAGCGACGGCGCUGUGUUUUUGUGCGACCGUAAAGUCACUGCAAGAUGGCGUUGGAUGGCUGAGGGCUACACACGUGGUGAUGAUCUAUUUGUUACUUCGGAGGUCGAAGGAGGGCGCAUAUUAUUGCUCAUGCCACGGUCCAAAAACAAGUUGCAAAACGACAUUGGAUCGGUAAAGCCUCUCUACCAUCCUGUGCAGACUGAAGAGGAGAAGACACGACAGAGAGAGGACAACGCUCAAGCAGAUGCAAUUCACAAAAAUGUUAGACAAACUUCGAGCAAGAGCAAAACCGAAAAGUUCACGGCGCUAUAUAAGGACAACGCAAGCACUGCAGGCGAGCCUCAUCAAGGCACUGGAGAUCAACCUCGACAAGGCAGUGCUUCCUCUCCGCAGAGCCCAGGAUAG